UUAUACUUUUUUUAAAGGAUAUAAUUUUAAACGAAAUAUCACAAGAAAUACCAAAGAAAACGCCAAAGAAAUUGUUUUAUAAAAGAAGAUUAAUGAAAUAAAUUCAUUAAAAAAUAUAAAACCAACACAUUGAUUAAUAUAAAAAACAUGAAUCAACAGCAAUCAGUACAAAACCAAGAAUUCAUUUCUCUUGCUGAAAAAAUGAGGCCUGUAUGCUUUCACGAUUAUAUAGGACAAGAAAAAGUUGUUGGAUCUAAUACAAUAUUACAACAAUUAUUAACAAAAGGUCAUAUUCCUAGUAUGAUAUUUUGGGGUCCACCAGGAUGUGGAAAAACAUCUUUAACUAAUAUUAUAUCAAAACUAAGCAAAGAAAUGCAUGGAGAGAAAGUAAAUAUCAUAAAUCUUUCUGCAACAUCUUCUGGUGUGAGUAACAUCAAAAACAUUAUUCGUACGACAAAAUCCGAAUCAAAAUUCAAUCAAAUUAUUGUAUUAAUGGAUAAAAUACAUCGUUUUAAUAAACUCCAACAAGAUAUUUUUUUACCACAUGUUGAAACAGGCAUAUUUACUUUAAUUGGCACAACUACAGAGAAUCCAUCUUAUAGUUUGAAUUCUUCUUUACUAAGUAGAUGCCGUAUAUUUGCUUUAAAUAAAUUAACAAUGUUAAAUAUUGUAGAAAUUCUUUGUAAAGCAAUUUUAUCAAUUAAUGGAGAAAUAUAUAAUUUUCCUCUCAAAAAUUUGUCAACUAAUUUAGAAAAUAAUUUAAAUUUUAAUUCUAAACCACAUUUUUCUAUUAAUAAGAUAGCUAUUGACUGGUUAGCAGAAGUAUGUGAUGGAGAUGCUCGUGUUGCAUUGAAUGGUUUAGAAUUGGCUAUUAAAAUUAAAAUAUCAAAUAGACUAGAUUCUAAUUUUGUUUCAAUAACUUUAGAAGAUGUUAAAGAAAGUCUUAAACAAGCACAUAUGUUAUCUGAUAAAGAAAGUAACAAUAUACAUCAUUUAUAUUCUGCUUUACAUAAAUCAAUAAAAGCUGGUAAGGAAAAUGCAUCUUUAUAUUGGUUAGCACGAAUUAUGGAAGUUAAAGAAGAUCCUGUAGAUAUUGCAAGAAGAUUAAUAAGAAUAUCAAGUGAAGAUGUUGGUUUAGCAGAUUUAGAUGCUCUAGGCAUAGCUAUUCAUACUCUGCAUGGAUGUGAAAUGAUUGGAAUGCCAGAAUGCGAUGUGAUUUUAACUCAAUGUGUUGUAUAUUUGACUAGAGCACCAAAAUCUCAACUUGUAUAUAAUGCAUUAAAACGCGCUGAAAAUAUUAUUAUGAAUCAUAAAGGCCCACAGCCUGCAGUACCAUUACAUAUUAGAGAUAGAUCAGGACAAGAAAAAAUUCAUGCUACUUUUGGAUUUCAUAAAGAAAAUAUGUUAACCAAAGAGGAAAACGUUGAAAAUCACUUACCACUUGGCUUACUGCAUGUUAAUUUUUUUUCAGAAGACUUCUAAAUCUUUCUUUCUUCUAAAACAAAUUUGGAGUAUACAAUUUUACUUUAUAUAUUUUAACAAAUAAAAUAAUCAAACACUACACAAGUCUCAUUUAUAACUUAGAAUAUAUCACUUAGAAAAUCACAAAAUUGAUACUUUUGCUAUAAUUUGAACAACAAUUAACAAUAAUCAACAAUUAAACU
This is a messenger RNA of Apis florea (little honeybee), 1664 nucleotides long. Its product is annotated as ATPase WRNIP1. NCBI's taxonomy places the organism in Eukaryota, Metazoa, Arthropoda, Insecta, Hymenoptera, Apidae. Gene Ontology annotation, cellular component: nucleus. Gene Ontology annotation, molecular function: enzyme activator activity; ATP hydrolysis activity; DNA binding. The record is from RefSeq and is a predicted model, not a curated record. Gene Ontology annotation, biological process: DNA synthesis involved in DNA repair; DNA-templated DNA replication.